AUUAUUUUUCACCUAUAUGUGUUUAUUUAUGUGUAUAGUAAACACUUUUCAAGUUUGAUUUGAUUUUAUGAAGUGUUUAAUUAGAUAAUUAAGUUUAGGGGUUAUGUUUAGGGUGUGGACGACUUAUAUUUCAGUCGUCUGUUGAAUAAUUUACACGGACGACGUAUAUUUCAGUCGUCCACAUCGUACCGAACCUUUAAUUUUACCAAUGUACGUUUUAACCUAACAGGAUCAUUUACCGGACAUAUAAAAGCUAUGUUUUCACUAUUUCACAACUUUACGAAACCCUAGCGCCAUUUCUCUCCAACGGCGAUUUCGAAGGCGAUAAGACGAAAACCCUACCGUGGUCGUGUUCCGCCGUUAUCUUCGCCGGUAAUCUCUCCGAUUACGACGAAUCUCCUUUCUCCUUCAUGCCGUAGAGUAUUUUCGUAGUUUAAACUGACCGUCCGCUUCCUUUUUUUCAGAUCUGAAAUCUCGUUUGCCAAACUCCGCCGCCGAUAUGUUAUUUCUCAUGUAUUAAGGCGUUUAGCCGCCGGAAAACCCUAAAUAUUUUAGUAUUGAUUCUUCUUUUCCCUUCGAUUUGCAGAUCUGUAACGGCUUGGGACCACAUCUUCUCCGACCAUAUCUUCUCGGACAAUAUAUUCUCCAACUGUAAGUCAUUCGUCUUUUGUUUAAAAGAUUUUGAGAUUUUUGUAGUCUUUUGCUGAAAGAUUACUCAGACGACUUCUAGGAAGUGAGAAGACUACUUGGACGACUUCCUGGAAGUCGUCCAAGUAGUCUUCUCACUUCCUGGAAGUCCUCUGAGUAGUCUUCUCACUUCAUGGAAGCCGUCUGCAAGUCUUCUAUAGCAUUUAGCAUAGUGCGCAACCUAUGUGUUUGAGAUGGUUGUUUGUGAUUAUUUGCAGGCCUUAUAAUGGAUUUACCAGAACUCCCGCCGAGGAUGUUUACAUUAGGAGAAGAGCCCGAUGCAAUCAGGAGCAUUUCGUAUCAUUCUGAUGACACGAAGUUGUUUAAAGCUCUAUGUGAUUGUCUCACAGCUGACGAAUAUGAGGAUCUGAAGGCAUCGAAGUUAGGAGUGUUCAUCAAAUUCAAGGAGCUUGACUUUGGUUGGACUUCAAGGCUGGUACAUUUUUUGCUCUGUUUUCAGCUAGACAUCAAGAAGAAGUUUGAGCUCUGGAGUCUUGUCGUUUCACAACCUGUGAGGUUUUCACUGAUAGAGUUUGAACACCUCACUGGGCUGAACUGCGAUUACAUCAAGGACCUGGAAAAUCCAAGGUGUGAGGUUACGACGGAGAUGGCUGCUUUCUGGGAGAAGAUGCAUGUUGAUAUCGAUACUGGGCCAAGUAUUGAACAGAUAACAGAAGCAUUUUACAACUGCGACGAGUGGUCUCGGGAUGAUCGCAUGCGGCUGGGAUACCUUGCCAUCUACGCAGGAUACAUCGAAGGGAAAAAGCUCUCAUCCACUACAUCAGCUAGUCUUGCAAGGCUAGUGAUGGAUUUAGAAAAAUUUGAGAAUUAUCCAUGGGGGAGAGUGGCGUUUAUGGUGCUGAUGGAUUCUCUGAAGGCAAAAGACUUGACGCAAACUGGUUACACUGUUGAUGGGUUCAUACAAGUGCUCCAAGUGUGGGCGUACUAUGCUAUGCCAGAAUUGGGUGCUAAUUAUAGGUCUCCCAUACCAAACAGACCGUCUCCACUGUUGCUGGCUUACAAGGGUGGCAAAAGACAACGCAAAUGUUUUAAGGCUGCUAUCAAUAAACAGGUACUUAACUUCACUCCUAAGACUUCUCAGACGACUAUCGUGAAGAACUUCGUUCAGAAGGAUUUUGAUGAAAUGUUUUCAAAAUGGGACGGAGACGUAGAUGACCCUGCCGCGGAUAACAUAAUUAAAGUCAUGUUUAAUGAUCCUGGAUGGGAGUGGACCAUGGAAUGCUGGCCAGUCACCGGUACUCGCAAGGUUGUGAAGAUGGAAGUGAGUCCAGUGAAGAAUGAAGUGAGUCUUGUGAAGUCAGAGAGUGUUGUGAAGGAAGAAAGUAGCAGACCUCGGAAGAAAGCUCGUAAAGGUUCUUCUGUUUCUGCUGAGACACCUGUGGCGGGUAGUGAAGGGAUGACGCAUCAGCAGAUUGAAAAGUCCUUGAAGGACAUAUCUGAUGCCAUUAAUCUUGGCUUUGGGACGUGCCUUAAGGAGCUCAAGUUACUGGCGGAUAGGAUGGUAGCUGUGGAGAAGAAGGUGGGAACCACCAACAGAGGGGGUUCAUCUGAUGAUCGUCAACUUACAACCACUUCAAAUCCACCAAAACCUGUUGACGAACCCGGGAGUGAAAGUGAGAAUGGGGCAAAAGCAGGACAGAAGGAAGCCAAAGAACCGAGUCUUACUACAGAACCGAGUUCCUCGAGUGAGCUCUCUCUUGUGAGUCCUGCAGACGACUUACCGAGUGAUGAUCCCAGCCUUCUUAUAUUGGACAAACAAGUUUCCACCGCUUCAGAUUUACUCGUUGAAAAAGCUAGAAGGCAGACAAAGAAGGAGACUGCUUUGGUGAAUCUCCGUAAAAAAAGUGUGCGAGAAAGGAAGCUUGCUCCCACACAGCAAACUCCUUUUAAGGGAAACAGCACUGCCAAACAGAUCAUUCCAAACAAACAGGUUGGCGGAGGCUAUGAUCCUUUUGCACCCUAUGACAAGAUGAAGUCGAAGGAGCUCACUGCAUGGCAAAUGGAUGCCUUUAUUAAUAUACUGAGGCAACGGUACCAAAACCAUCCAGAACAUUUCAGGAGCGACAGAAUGUGCUUUCUUGAUCAUGUAUUUUCUCGGCAGUGGAGGGCCUCCUACACUGAUUUUAAGAGCGACGCUCCUGAUGCCAACGGUUUAGGAAGAAGACUCCCUGGUGGGGCGUGGAAUUAUCAUGCAGGCGUGAUACCUUCUUUUUGCCAAUCUAAGAAGGUUUGGGGGGUGGAUGUGGAUGAUAUCUAUGCACCUGUGAACUUCAAGAACCAGCAUUGGAUUGCUAUAUGGAUAUCGAUCCCUAAGAGGCACAUCGUCGUCUGGGAUAGCAUUGUCUCUCAUAUUAGCCCUGAAGAACUCGAUGAGGUAAUGGAGCCUUUCGUCACAAUGGUCCCUUAUCUGCUUGUUGAGUGCGCGCUCUCUGGCGAACAAAAGGUUCAAUACACAUUGGAGCCAUACACAUAUGCGAGACAAACCGUUGGAGUACCUCAGUGCCGAGCUGGUGAUUGUGGCCCCUUCACUCUGAAGUACAUCGAAUGUCAUGCUCUUGGGAUGGAAUUUCCCACCGCGUUUGACAAAAAACACGGGAAGACCAUCAGGGAGAAGAUGGCGCUGGAUAUAUUUCGAGAGCUUCCUAUGUGCCAUGAAUGGGAAAACCAAGACAAUGAUGAGAACCUAGCAACGUAUGAUUAGAUAUUGGAUGUGUUAUUGUGUGCUGUUGCGAUUGUAUUUGAACUUGAUGCUUUUGUGUACUGUUGUUAGGUAGAUUAGGGGAUGUUAACAGGGUCAGGAUAGGAUGAUGUUUUUUGUAACCUAUCCUCAUACCAAACUUGAAUUCCGUAGGAAAUUAGUUUGGUAGUGCAGUAACCUUUCGGAAUAUGUAAUGUUUAACUUGUCUUUUUUAAAUUGCACUGUUGGAAUUAGUUUGGACGAUUUAACAUAGAAGGUCUACAAAGAAAAGUUCAUAAAACAUAUAAAUUCAUAACAUAGAGUCUACAGAGAAGUUCAUAAAACAUAGAAAAUCAUUGUGGACGACUACAGAGAAGUUCAUAAAACAUAGAAAAUCAUUGUGGACGACUUACUUAAAGGUCUUCUGAACGACUAACCAGAAGAAAAUUCUAGUUAAAACGUUGGACGACUAAACAGAAGGUCUUCUGGACGACUUACCAGAAGAAAAUUCUAGUUAAGACGUUGGACGACUUACUUAAAGGUCUUCUGGACGACUUACUUAAAGGUUUUCCACGUCAGUUCUUACAUUGUGGACGCUUAUGGCCAGUUUCUUUGCAGACUGAGCACCUAUAAACCCUGUGUUGCUUCCGGGGUUUGCGUCCUCUCAUCCUGGAUAGCUCCAACCAAGAUUUCCAUCUUGAUUUCUUCUGUCUCCCCGGACCACGCUUUACUUCCGGAGGAAAGCAUGUGCGUGCCUCAACAAGUUGUCCAACACAAGGAUAUAUAUUCUCUGAAUAUCCUGCAAACAAAGUAUCCUUUGAGUAGACCGGCCACACAAGUGUGGAGAUAUGCACACCAGCUGCUGUUCCAGCUGGUAUAGCAUGAGAGCAAGGUAUUUCCUCGACUUGAUAGACACCACAAUCACACUUUUGAAGUUCCAGAUCAACAUUACAGUCCCUAUUGCCACCUUUCACAAAGAACUUCCAUCCAUCAAUUUGUUGGACUCUCAGAGUAUACGCGUUCUCCUCUCGGACAGCAAGCAAGUGUUCAACACCCCGACUAUGUUGAGUUGUAAGACUCAAAGCAUCUCCUCUCCUUUUCCAGUACCACCUUCCUAGCUUCUCCCUUAUGAACUCCAGCAGGAACUGAAUAGGAAAUCCUCUUGCUCGCUUCAGUGCGGAGUUAAUUGAUUCAGCGAUAUUGCUCGUUUUUAAGUUGUACCUGUCUCCCUGACAAUGAACCCUAGACCAUAGGGUCACAUCGGCUUCCUCCAGAUACUCAGCAAGAUCCAGAUUUGCACUCCGUAUCUCAUCCAUGUACCGAUCAAAAUCGUAAAGUGUAUGAGCAUAAGCAGCACCUUUCACCAAGUACAAGAGAUGCUUCCCUUUAUACUUUUUGACAAUAUUCUCUUGAAGGUGAUAAUAACAUAUUCCUCGGGUUGCCCAAGGAAACACCUUUUCACACGCAUUUAUAAUGGAGGCGUGCUUGUCGGAGACUAUCACCAGAGGAUACUCAUCAGAUACACAGCUCGUCAAUUUUGUGAAAAACCAUUCCCAAGAUUCAUCAUUCUCACCAUCUACGAUCCCAAAAGCCAAUGGAUAUAUCUGAAAAUUACCGUCUUGUGCGGCUGCAACCAACAUAGUACCCCCAUACUUCCCACUUAGGUGAGUCCCAUCUACCACAAUGACCCUUCUCUGAUACUUAAAUCCUCUGAUCGAAGCUCCAAAAGCAAGAAAUAGAUACUUAAAUCUAUUCAGAGAAUCAAGUUAUAUAGCUGUGAUAGAACCCGGAUUUGCUGCCUUGAUUUGCUCCAAAUAUGAAGGCAGUCGCUCAUACCCGUCUUCCGCUGAUCCUCUCACCAUUUCUUGCGCAUAUAACAAUGCUCUGUAUGAAGUGGUGUAAUCAAGUGUCAUGCCAAACACGUUCUUCAUCGCAUCUUUGAUAUGCUGUGGAUUCAACCCAUCAAUGAUUCCAACUCGAUCUAUGAAAAGUCGACCAAUGUACUUCGGAGUACAACGUUUCCGCUGAGCGAUUCUGUUUGGGAUGGAACAUGUAUGAGUUGCCAAAUACUUGGUUACCCAAAACGUUUUAGUCCCAUGUUUCACACUUGCUCGGACCUUCCAUUGACAACCACUAACACGACAUGUUACCACAAACAGAGUUUUCGUUGACUUGAAUAUUUUGAAGGAGAACCGACGCCUCACCGCUGUCAACCGCAACUCUGAAACAAGUGCAUCCUUACUAGCAAAGCUCUGGUUGACAUAGAUUCUGUCUGCAGAUGAUCCUUUUCCUUCACAACCAUAUGCCCCUUUGUAAUCAUCAAAACAGAUUUCAUCAUCUUCUUCCUCAUCCUCAUCUUUAACCUUUCCAUACUCACUAUAAUCCUCAACAUCAGCGACAACAGGGAUGUCAGCAUCCUCCUCCCCAUCAUGAUCCUCAGCUUCAUUCCCCUCUUCAGCUUCAUGCCCCUCCUCAGCUUCAUCCCCCUCCUCAGCUUCAUCCCCCUCUUCAUCUUCAUCGCUCACAUCAGCUUCAUCCCCCUCCUCAGCUUCAUCCCCCUCCUCAGCUUCAUCCUCCACAUGAUCUUCAUCCCUUUCCUCUGAAACCGUUCUCAUCUUGCUAAAGCUUGAUACACAAAGACGUACUUCAUGCGUUUUAGUUAUCUCGAGCAAGUUCCGAACUUGUCUAUCACUUGUAACAUGAAUAGGAGGAAGGUCUGGAGCCAUCUGUUGUAAUGAGUAGGUUAGCUCCACAGACUCUGUGUUCAUGUCCAGGUUAUAAUCUUCUUGAGCCAUUGCAACAAGAUCAGCAUGUGUCGAACCUUCAUUCAAAAAUAACAUUCUCGCUCCUUUGAAAUGAUCAACCACAAAAUUCCAACUUCCAUCUUUCAACAACCAUUCUCCAUACACUGCAUGUAACUGACGCAUCAUCUGAAAAAGUCAAAAUAAAACACAUU
Messenger RNA from Brassica rapa (field mustard), 6341 nucleotides. RefSeq lists its product as uncharacterized. Gene Ontology annotation, biological process: proteolysis. Gene Ontology annotation, molecular function: cysteine-type peptidase activity. The record is from RefSeq and is a predicted model, not a curated record. NCBI's taxonomy places the organism in Eukaryota, Viridiplantae, Streptophyta, Magnoliopsida, Brassicales, Brassicaceae.